CAAGGACACUGCAGCUGCGGAAGGAAGUCGGUAGAUGGGUGAUUUUCUUGUCAAGUUCUAAACUGUCAACUUUUUUGUGUCUUUUGUAGCAUUGUAUUGAAUUGUAACAUGUCGUCUGGUGCGUAUGUCCAAUCGGACGUGGAAAAGAGGAAGCAAAUCAGUAUCCGUGGCAUUGCCCCAGUGGAAAAUGUCUCGAAUAUCAAGAAAACGUUCAAUCGACAUCUCCACUACACUCUUGUGAAGGAUAGAAAUGUUGCUACACCAAGAGAUUACUACUAUGCGCUUGCACAUACAGUGCGGGACCAUUUGACAGGCCGAUGGAUUCGCACGCAACAGCACUAUUAUGAAAAAGACCCAAAGCGUGUGUACUACCUGUCGCUGGAGUUCUACAUGGGCCGAACCUUGUCUAACACCAUGGUGAACCUUGGAAUCCAGAGCUCCUGUGAUGAAUCCAUGUACCAGCUUGGUCUUGAUAUAGAGGAGCUUGAGGAGAUUGAAGAUGAUGCUGGGCUGGGAAAUGGCGGUCUUGGUCGUCUGGCAGCUUGCUUCCUGGACUCCAUGGCAACCCUCGGCCUCGCUGCAUAUGGCUAUGGGAUUCGCUAUGACUACGGCAUCUUUGCUCAGAAGAUUGAGAAUGGCUGGCAGGUAGAGGAACCAGAUGAGUGGCUUCGCUAUGGCAACCCUUGGGAGAAGGCACGUCCCGAGUAUGUGCUUCCCAUCAACUUCUUCGGUCGCGUCGAGGAGAAGGACGGCAAGAAGAAAUGGGUCGAUACUAUGGUAGUGUUUGCUAUGCCGUAUGACAGCCCCAUCCCCGGCUACGGGAACAACACCGUCAACACCAUGAGACUCUGGUCUGCCAAGGCACCAAACAGCUUCAACCUGAGAUUCUUCAACAAUGGGGAGUACAUCAAUGCUGUGUGUGACAGAAACCAGGCAGAGAACAUCUCCAGGGUGCUCUACCCUAAUGACAACUUUUUCGAGGGAAAGGAGCUGCGUCUGAAGCAGGAGUAUUUCCUGGUGGCAGCCACGCUACAGGACAUCAUCCGCAGGUUCAAGUCUUCACGCUUUGGCAGUAGGGAUCCCGUCAGGACGUCGUUUGAAGCCUUCCCGGAAAAGGUUGCCAUACAGCUAAAUGACACCCAUCCAGCAAUGGCGAUCCCUGAACUGUUACGGAUUCUAGUUGACAUUGAGGGAAUCCCAUGGGAGAGAGCAUGGGCCAUCACAGUGAAGUCUUGUGCGUACACUAACCACACGGUGCUGCCAGAGGCUCUGGAGCGCUGGCCGACCUCCCUCCUUGAGACUCUCUUGCCGCGACAUCUGCAGAUCAUGUACUACAUCAACCAUCUCUUCCUGGAGGAGGUAAAGAAGAAGUUCCCAGGUGAUGAAGCACGUCUGAGGCGGAUGUCCAUUGUUGAGGAAUAUGGGGAAAAGAAGAUCAACAUGGCCCACCUUGCGAUUGUCGGCUCACACGCAAUCAACGGGGUGGCGGCUAUACACUCAGAGAUCAUCAAGAGUAACACGUUUAAGGACUUCUAUGAGAUGUUCCCCGAUAGGUUCCAGAACAAAACCAAUGGCAUCACGCCUCGCCGAUGGCUCUUACUGUGUAACCCAGGACUCUCUGAUGUCAUUGCUGAGAAAAUUGGAGAAGGCUGGGUGACGGACCUGUUCCAGCUGAAGGAGCUGAAGCAGUAUGACAGCAAUGAAAACUUCCUCCGCGCCCUCAUCAAGGUUAAACAGGAGAACAAGAUGAAGUUGGCCGAGUACAUCAAGACAACAUACAACAUUGAAGUCAACCUGUCCUCCAUAUUUGACAUCCACGUGAAGCGAAUCCACGAGUACAAGAGACAGCUGCUAAACUGUAUGCACAUCAUACACAUGUACAACGAGAUCAAAAAGGAUCCAAACAAGGCUGUUGUGCCUAGGACCAUUAUGAUUGGUGGAAAGGCAGCACCAGGCUACCACAUGGCGAAACUGAUCAUCAAGCUGAUCACUCAGGUUGGGAGUGUGGUGAACAAUGAUCCCAUCGUCGGGGAUAAACUCAAGAUCGUGUACUUGGAGAAUUACCGAGUCUCCCUGGCAGAGAAGAUCAUGCCUGCAGCUGAUCUCAGUGAGCAAAUCUCCACAGCUGGAACUGAGGCUUCAGGCACAGGGAACAUGAAGUUCAUGCUGAACGGCGCGUUGACCAUCGGCACCCUGGACGGAGCGAACGUCGAGAUGAGGGAGGAGAUGGGAGACAAAAACAUCUUCAUCUUUGGAAUGACUGUCGAUGAGGUUGAGGACCUCAAAAAGAAGGGCUAUCAUCCGAAGGAUUAUUAUGAGGGCAAUGCUGAGAUUCGUAUGAUCAUGGAUCAGAUCAACAAUGGCUACUUUAAUCCGGAUGAGCCAACUCUCUUCAGAGACAUCUUCAACUCCUUGGUCUACACAGACAGGUUUAUGCUGUUUGCGGACUUUGAUGCCUAUAUCAAGUGUCAGGAUCGUGUUAGUGAGGUGUUUAAGAACCCCCUGCUGUGGUCGAAGAUGUGUCUUCACAAUAUAGCCUCAUCCGGGAAAUUCUCAAGUGACAGAACCAUUUCCGAGUACGCCCGCGACAUCUGGGGUACGGAGCCCACAGAAUUCAAGCUUCCUGCACCCCAUGAGAGCCCAUUGGAGUACAAUGACAGCCCUGAUGCGGCAGCAGCAAAGAAAUGAGCCAGUUUUUCUAUAGGAAUCUAGGAUUUUUAUGAAAUUUAGGGACUUUUUCCAGACUUAUUGUUUCAUACAUGUGUAUACAUUAUCAUUUGUCUUCAGAGACAUAUAGGAUAACAUGUAUGUUUAGAUUGACUUUUGUGGGCCUGAUUGUUUGUAUAUGUUAGAAGGUGCAUUUUUUUAUGAAUACAUGUUUGUCAUUGGCAAAUUCCUAUUGACAACAGAAAGGCUAAAGUUUGUUGCAUUGUUUUCAGUUUACGUCUUACCAAUGUCAUCUGAAAUAUUCACUUGAAAAUCUCUAGGCUUGCCAAAUUAGCCUUUCAUUCCAUUUUUUUAUUACUUUCAUUAGUUGAACAAUGGGCUGAUUGUUUAGAACUGUGUUAAAGUUUAACAAAGUGAUUAAUGACAGCGCUGUUAACUUUUAAAUGUGAAAUAAUGGGUGAUGCGCUGAUAUAUUCAAAUAAAACAUGUGCGGCUGAAACAGUUGUCUCAAAUCUUGUGAGGAAUUCUGCAGGAACACCGUGUUUCCAUUAAACUUCCCGUUCAGUAAAGAUGUGAAAGGUAACAACGUUUGUAAACUUUAGCAAAAUUCUGAACAAUCAGCCCAUGUUGCAUUAUGAUGAUACUGUCAGUAAAUAGUUUUGAAAAACGUAUUAUGAUUUUAAUCAUUUUCUAAUUCUGAUGAUCAGUGUGACACCAGUAUUUACCAUAAGUAUAUCUUCUAUCAAGACCUCUAUGUGAAAUACAUGUAUACAUUGUAAGUAUUUGGAAAAAAAAGCUCUGACUUACAGCUGGACUGGUCUCGUUGUAACCAAACAACGACGAUGUGAGUUUGCAAUUGACAAAAAAUAGUUCCAAGACGAUAGAUGUAAUUCUUAUGCAGUUAAUGAACUAUUUUCUAUAAAUUAUUGCCAAAGUAUGUUGCUAACCUUCUGUUCUGUAAUAAACCAAAGACCAAAACUUGUGUCUGGAUUAAACUCUAUGAUGUUUAAGUACUGGCAAUAUAGAGAAAAAAGAAUGUAAUUCUACCUCUUAUGUUGAAAUUUUCUCUUAGUUUAGUGUUGAUGUUGCUAAUUGUUGAUGAUUUGUGGAGGGCAUUAAUCUUAAACAGACAACUACGCUCACUGACUUGAAAAUAACUGAAGAAACAGUUCUAAUAGUAUGAGAAAUCAUUGCUGGGUUAUCAAUACAAGACUAACAAUGUCUGUGGAGCAAGGGUAUUCGUAUUUGUUAAGUGGCGAAACAUUUACCACCGGGAAUGAAUAUUUUCUGCUCAAAACUUCAGAGAUGUUUUGUGCCUAUAUACUUAUAUAUACACUUAUAUGACGUUGUCUGCGUAAUUGCACCCUUUUCACUAUUUUCAUACACCACAAAAUAUCUUUUAACCAAGCGACAGGAUAACAAAACAGACCAAUAGCUAUGCGUACAAUUUAAUUGAAAAAACUCUAAAAUAUGCAAAAGUAGUUAAGAUUGCCUGCUUAUUAGGCACGAAAUCUCGCCAAAAUUAUAACGUCACUUUUUACUCCACGGGACUCUUUCGCUGAUGAUGUCUCAUUAUCAUUAUGAGCGGCAGUAGAAAAGAAUUUCCUUACGUAUUUUAACUUUUUUGAACUCAUAAAGACACAAAUAUUGUCUUCUUUUUGAAAUGCAGAUUGUGGUGUAAUAAAACGUGACGUAUACGCCUGCAAAUAAACAUACUUUACCAAUUAAACAUUGAAUUUCAAGUACUUGGGUAUUGUAUUUUCAUCAACUUUCUACUUAUUAUUCAUACACUAAAUUAAAUUAAAUCAAAUUAUGAUGUUUAAUACAGUGAUUCACCUGAAGUUCACCUAUUUGAGAAAUGGUUGCAGGUGGAAGAUAUCACAUUAUUUACAUGUUGCUGUUGUCUUGAAGUAGAUUAUUUAUUGCUUUUAGACACCAAAAUCAUGUUUCAUACUGUAUCUGAUUGAAUAAGAUAUAACAUGUAAGCAGAAUAAUUAAAUAUGCUUUAUCUGUUGUGAUAUUUAUUUUCUUGCUAUGUUAUUCUCAUGCGACAAAUUGUUUCUGCUUUAAAUGAUAAACCCAUGCCCUAUAAAUUAAUAUCAACAAGCCUCAUUCAUGGCUAAAAUAAAAUCACUUUCCUUUGCAAAACAGUAUCAUUUUUUCUUUAAAGAUAAUGAUUAGAGUGAUACUAGUGAUAAUUAAGAUUUUAGGUUGAGUAUUAUGCUAUAUUUGUAUUGCUGGCCAAAAAAGACAGGUAUACAUGUAAAUGAACAGUUAGAUUUUAGUUAAAAUGCUUCUUCAAAAAAACAGACGAGCUUCAACAUCAGCUUGUGGGCUUUUGUUAAUUUUAACAUGGUUUUGGCCAACAUAUUGUCAGAGAUGCUCAACAUGUUUCAAUGUCAGUCAAAGUCCAUUGAGUCAGAAUUUAUCGUAUAUUUUCCAGUGAUUUGUUAAAACGCUAUUUUUCAUCGAUUUUUUUGCUGUCUGUUUUCAUAUACGAAAUUUCUAUGCUCAGUAUUAAAAUAGAACUAGUUAUCAAUAUUAUUUUACCCUUUUCUGUUAACAACUGUUUUAAAACUAUUCUUGUUUCGUAAUAUUUUCUAAAAAUAGUUUUUGUUUAUAUAUUAAAAUAUUUUUGGUUCCAAUAUUUAUUUUUUUGUAUCACAUCUUUGAUUGUUCACACUGUUUUAAGAUGCAGAUAAGUGCUUUUUCACUAAAAUGUAAGUUAUUGUUUUGCUUAAUGUCAUGUUUUUUUUGUUUUGAUAUGUGUUUUAUUGAUUCUUUUUUGUGCCUAAUACAAAUUAUUAGUAUUUGUCCUUACAAAAUGUCUACAUUCAUUUUAGAAGUGUACAUUAAGUAGAAGAUUAAGAAGUGACAGUUUUUGAACAAUUCUUGCAACAUGUCAAAAUAGUUACUCAUGUUUGGAUCUGAUAAAUAUAUGUACUUGUAGAUUGAAAUUUUGAAACAAUGCCUUAUAUAAAGAAAAUGUCGACUUUUUAAUGUGAAAUAUUACAUUGUAAUUAUUUUGCCGAGACCUACCUGCAGAUUUACACUUAGAAUUUAAAGGAAUGCUUUUCAUUUUUUUUUCCAUUUUAUAGCACCAUGUUCGUAGUAUUUUAUUUUUUGCAUCUUAAAUCAGUCUUAUUCCAACAAACCUUAUGAUGUUUUUGAAGCAGGAUAUAAAAAUAAUUAACUUAUGAACAUCAUUCGUAGCAAAUAUUAAAAGUCACAUGCUUUGAGAACUUUUAUUGCUACAUUGACACAUUAUGUAAAACCAUGUACUUUGUAUAUAUUUUAUACACAUGUACAUGGUCCUGAAGAAUUGUUUAUGUUUAUGUAUAUUGGGACACAUUUCCUUUUUGUAAACUUUUACUUAGCACCCAUGGUGGAUUGUUGUUAAUAUUACCAAAUAAAUAUACUUCAAUA
Mya arenaria is the source of this 6093-nucleotide messenger RNA. RefSeq names its product glycogen phosphorylase, muscle form-like. The coding region runs from base 109 to 2688 and encodes 859 amino acids. NCBI's taxonomy places the organism in Eukaryota, Metazoa, Mollusca, Bivalvia, Myida, Myidae. The transcript has 17 exons. The record is from RefSeq and is a predicted model, not a curated record. Gene Ontology annotation, molecular function: glycogen phosphorylase activity; pyridoxal phosphate binding. Gene Ontology annotation, cellular component: cytoplasm. Gene Ontology annotation, biological process: glycogen catabolic process.